ACAACACAUGUCGUAGCUAUUACUGUUUCCGUUUAGUCUUUAAAGUAUUAACGCGUACAUCCAAGCAUUAUUUUAAUUACAAGUACACCGCAUUAAAAACGCUUCAGCACCGCGGACAGCUCCCCCCUUUACAACAUAUAAAGCAUAACUGUAGCACCAAUGAUUAAUUCACAGAAGCAAAGCGCAAGUGUUUUCAAGCGAUGUUUCUUAUUCCAAAAAUUAAUACGCUAGGGAAGUCAUGUAGAAGGAGAAGAAGGUAAAUUGUGUAUGCUUUUGAAAACUAAAAACGCUACCUAUUGUACCUACUGUACUAUCAGUAGGUAUUUCUGUCACCGAGAGACCAUGGGUAUGUUAUACCUCAAAAAGUUUUUGCAGUUUAAAAUGCCCUAGAUUUUACAUUUAACAAACUUUUAUUUUGGUGAAUUACUUCGUGCAUCAUAAACUAAUGUUGUUCGAAAAACGGUGGUUAUUGUCUAACGAUCUUAAAGUUAUUGUACGUCAGUCUUUAUUUCUUCUUAAAUAUCUCGGAAAAAUGUAUCUUGUCAUUCCUAGUUCUUGUGACUCACAGUCCCUGUAUUAGCAACUUUUUAUCUUUCUGUAGGUUGCCAGUCUUUAGCUCUUGGCUUACGCAGUUACAGGCUGUCUCAUGGGCUAAGGUUUGUCGAGCCCUCCGGGAAAGUAGAGGUGAAAUCUCCUCUUCACAGUAACCUUCUAAAAGCAAUCAUAAAGUCGACCGCAUUUCACUGUCACUUCAAGACGGUCUUUUUACCGGCAAAAUCUGAUAUCGCUUGUAUUUAUGUUGUGCUCAAACGGUGUCGUCCAAUUUACAAGCAGUUUAUGCACCUGCACUGACGUCAAAGGAGCUAUCUUGGAUGUAUAUAAACAUUCUGCAAGGAGCUUUCGAGUCAAAUCGCCAUCAAGCAGGACUUUUCAGAGAUCUGGGUGGUAUAUCUCCAGCCCAAAAGACACUUCUGACAACGUUUAAUAAAGACUUUAUUAUUCAAGAGUCAUCCAGUAUGAAGACAACUCCUCUGGUCCUGUUUAUUGCCACCAUACUCCUCCUAUCACACAUAUCUCCCAGUGUCUGCCGUCCACGUGACAUGAAUGUCUUUGAUGGUCACGGUAUUAAGAGCCAGCUUGAUGAAGUCUUGCUGAAGGCUGGCGACAACGCAGUUUCCUACCUCAUGGGAGAGAAGAUACUGAGGUAUUUGCAAAAGAACCCGAGGUUCCAAAAGAGUCUCGCUCAGUUGCCACCAGACUACUACCAGCUUGUGAGCCCAUUCUCCACAGAGGGCCUGGGUCACCUGGCACGCAUGUUGCCACUCUUGGACAGCGAGCGCUCAGACGACCAGACAGAGAUGUUCAAGCGAUCUGAAGACCCACCAAUCUCCAUCGAUCUCACAUUCCAUCUUCUAAGAAAUAUGAUCGAAAUGGCAAGGAUCCAAAGCCAGAAGGAGCAAGCUGAACUCAACCGCAAAUAUUUAGAUGAGGUUGGCAAGUGAUAGUUGAAAUUGUCAGCAUAGAAAAACAGAAAGGUUCUCACCAGUAAGUGAACAGCCCCUGCACUUCCAGAUCCAUGUCCACAAAGAUUUGUGUUUAUUGGGUAAACCAUAAAAUUCCAUGUCAUUUGUAUUAUUUUAUAUGCUGACCUUUGACAUACCAUCUUUAGAGAGCUGGUUAUUAUGAAAAUUAGUGUGAUACGAUUUUCCAUCUUCAUAUCUGGUCGUGGACAUAUCAUGGAGACACAUACCUGUACUCCAGUUUAAGAAAUGGAAACAUACAUUAUACAUUGCAUUCCACCAAUAAGAACAAAGACUAAGAUCAUGACUGCUGAUAAUAUUCCCAAAAAAACUUAGUUGGAAAAUUUUAGACAGUUAGACAGUCUCAGGCCCCUUGGCAAGGUGUUCAGCCUUGAUGUUUAUGUGAUUGAAAAUGUGAUGAUGAAGUAAGUUUGUUAUUAUUAAUGCAUGCAAUGCUGGGUAAUUUGAGGAAACAUCAGCAAUUACAAUGAUUGCGUAAAAAGGGGGGGCUGGUUAGAUGAAAGUAUUGUUCUUAAGCUUUAAAUCCACCUUACCCCCAUUUGAUUGUAAAGGGCAAAAGUUAAAGUAAAGGGAAAUAAAUGAAUAAAGGAUAAUUGUAUUUCAAAACCACCUCUUUUAUAUUUGUACGUUAUAUUUCUACAAACAUAUUAUGCUUCGUGUAACCUCUUUUUCUUGAAGUGUCUACAGUUUAGCUGGUUUCCAAAAACCUAGCUCCCUAGAACUUUUGACUUUGAUCUCAACAUGUUCAUUUGCAUUGACAAACUCCUUUAUAAGCCUUGGAUUUUAUUUCUUUAAAAUAUAAGAAAUAUUAACAUGCACACAGACUAUGUGUACUUUGUAAAUCAGGCUCUGCGGUUUCUUAGUCUCUCACUUUAGUAUUACAUUACAUGGUCCAAGAAUAUGGUGAAAAUGAAAGAAAAGGUUGGUCUUACAAGUACAGUUAAUUGCGUCACGGACAGCAAUUUUUGCCACUCAGUAGGAGCUUUUCACCUGAAGGAGGUCUGGUGGAAAAAUGCUUAUGUGAUGAAAUGAAAAUGUAAUAAGUAAGCUUAUUAUUAAUGCAUGCAAACUAUCUUGCAUUAUCUACUGUAUAUUGGAAGAAAUGUGCAAAUCGGUGUUGAAGUUCCACUAUUUCAUUGUGAGAAAGGUGGUGAAAAACAGUCUCUGGCUACAAGGACUGCACUCUUUGUUCCUUAGAGUAAAAUCUAUAUGAAACCGUUGCUGAAGGCUAUAAGUGUUUCCAGAAUGAGGAUAAAAACCUUUUUUCUAUAUUUAGAAAAAUCUACAGAUCAUCUCCAUUUGUCUCAGGAUUACAUGUAUUUUUGGAAAUGCAAUUUGAGGCUUAUUCAAGCCUGAUCUUAUUUAUACAAAACACCCACCUUCCUUAGAAUGAAAGGCACUAGUGGGUUUCAUGGAAUAACCAGGUAUAAUGUUUGCCAUUCACAAUGGGAAACUCAUCCAUCUUAUCCUUGAGUUAUGAUGACGAAAUCUAGCACCCACUCUGUUCUUUAUCAAUCCUUCUGUUCCACCUCCAAGAGACAGGUUGUCUGUAUGUCUUUGGGAAUUGAACACGUUUGUAUUGUAUUGGGCAUGGUGCCUGGUGGUGCCUAGGGCUUCAUGGUGAGAAUUUUAUAUUUUUCUUGAACAAAACUAUUUCAGACACCAUCUCCCUUAUACCCAGUGUCAUUACCUUUUCAUUAGACCAAUGCACUUUUCAAAUGUCUUUAAGAAGCAUGCUUGUGAUGAAAAGAAAAACCGUUUGUGAAAUGUUUUACUGAAUCAUAAUAAAUAGAGCAUUCAUAAACAGUUGUUUAGCGGUAAAAAAGCUUUUUGCCAUUUAUAUUUUGUAAUAAAAAAAAUCUGAAACAAAUGUACAUGAACUGUGUCAAGAUCUAUUAAAUUGAGACACUGUAAUAAAGGAAAAUAUUCUGCUUACUUGUCAGGGUAGGUUGAUGUCAUCUAUCUGUCUUAAUCUGUGGAGAAAACCUGCAGUUGCAAGGAUAUAAAGUAAAGAACCUGCUAUACAUGAGUUCUCACAAAUAUAGUUUCACCUCAGCAGAAAUGUCGAAAGGAAGAAGAACAUUACCAGCAACAGCACUCACAAAUAUUCCAAAACAAAAUUAUAUAGUUACAGAACUGUAUCACUGUAUGCGAUUCAAUUGCUAAACUUGGGACCUAUUGUAUUCUUUGUGUAGCUGUGUCACUGUACAUCCAGCACCAGAGCUUUUCCUCAACUAAGGCCAAUUAAUGGUUUAAGGGAAUCGUAAUGGAACAAAUUCAAAGAGCUAAGUUAUAAAUUAUAAUUCAGUAGUUGAUGUCAGAGGGAGUAAUUUUAUGAGAGAUAUUUUUGACACUUUGGCAUUGUGGUGCAGUGCUGGUGCCCUGGGUUUGAAUCUGGACCUGGUGUGCUCUCUGCAGGGAGUUUGUAUGUUUUCUCUAUGUUCAUGGGGGUUUCAGUGAAUGCUCUGGUUUCCUCCAACUGUCCAAGGACACAAUGGUUGUUUAAUUGGCUUCUGGUAAAAUUGGAUUUGGUGUGAGUGCGUUUUUGUGUCUGUAUGUGCCCUGCAAUGAAGUACAGCAUAUUGGCGUCCUGUGGAGGAUGUGUCCAUUGCUAGUAUUUGAUAUACUGGAGUGGCAGUUACUGACAUUACACAACAUUUUUUUCAAACCCUGAUAUUUCUGCAUUGUCUAAGGAGAUUUAAAAUUUA
Molecule: messenger RNA, 4249 nt
Organism: Lepisosteus oculatus (spotted gar)
Lineage: Eukaryota; Metazoa; Chordata; Actinopteri; Semionotiformes; Lepisosteidae
Gene: ucn1
Product: urotensin 1
Cellular component (GO): extracellular region
Molecular function (GO): hormone activity
Source: RefSeq, a predicted model, not a curated record